Molecule: messenger RNA, 2209 nt
Organism: Entelurus aequoreus (snake pipefish)
Lineage: Eukaryota; Metazoa; Chordata; Actinopteri; Syngnathiformes; Syngnathidae
Product: ankyrin repeat and MYND domain-containing protein 2-like
Exons: 10
Coding region: 114-1403 (429 amino acids)
Biological process (GO): regulation of smoothened signaling pathway
Molecular function (GO): protein binding
Source: RefSeq, a predicted model, not a curated record
GACCGGCUCAUCCGUCUCAAGUGUUUCCUGUAAUUCAUCACUCCUCUUGAGGACUGUUCUACUGAGACUUUGUUCACUGACCGGCCAAAGAACCAGAUCUGAUCCGACUUACAAUGGCUGCGCCUCACAAGGGAGAACUUACAGCAUCUGAGAGGAAAAUCUUACAAGUUAUUGAAGCUGGUGAUGUGCAGGAGGCGGCCCAACUACUUGCGAGUGAUGAUGUACGAGUCAACUGCUUGGAUGAGUAUGGAAUGACUCCACUGAUGCAUGCAGCCUACAAAGGCAAAGCCGAUAUGUGUCGUCUGCUGCUGCAGCAUGGUGCUGAUGUCAACUGCAAUCAACACGAGUAUGGAUACACCGCUCUCAUGUUUGCUGGAUUGUCAGGCAAGACGGACAUCACUUCCAUGAUGCUGGACGCCGGUGCAGAGGCAGACCUUGUGAACUCAGUGGGUCGCACUGCAGCUCAGAUGGCGGCUUUUGUGGGCCAGCACGACUGCGUGACGGUGAUCAACAACUUCUUUUCACUGGCAAGACUGGAGUACUACACCAGACCUCAGGGGCUGGAGCUAGAGCCAAGGCUGCCUCCGGGGCUAGCAGCACCCCUGCACAAAAUCAUUAUGACGACCAACCUCAACCCAGUCAAGUUGGUCAUGCUGGUGAGGGAGAAUCCCGUUCUGGUGGAUGUUGGGGCGCUGGAGAAGUGUUCCCAAGUGAUGGACCUGCUGUGUGAGCAGUGUGUGAAGCAGCAGAACAUGAACGAAGUCUUGGCCAUGAAGAUGCAUUACAUCAGCUGCGUGCUGCAGAAAUGUGCGACCUUCCUGCAGAAACAAGACGACAAGUUGGACGCGCUGGUAAAAAGCCUGCUGAGGGGGAGAGAUAGCGAUGGCUUCCCACAGUACCAGGAGAAGUUCAUUCGAGACUGCAUCCGCAAGUUCCCGUACUGUGAGACCACACUUCUUCAGCAGCUGGUGAGGAGCAUUGCACCGAUAGAGAUUGGCAACGACCCAACAGCGUUCUCAGUGUUAACUCAAGCUCUGACCGGGCAGAUGGCGUUCAUGGACGCUGACUACUGUGCUACAUGUGGAGAGCGGGCCGCUGACAAGAGGUGCUCUCUCUGUAAAGCUGUGAAGUACUGCAGUUUGACGUGCCAGAAGCUCCACUGGUUCACUCACAAAAAGAUGUGCAGAGCGAUACAGGUGCAGAACGCAGACUUAGAAAGAGACGCACCACGACUGAAAGAGCUCAAAGAUGAUGAGAGCGACCUGGUGAUGGAGACAGCUAACUUCCUGCAGGAGUUGUGUCUGCGGGCAGAGGAGAAUGUGGCUGCCGCGGGAGGAUGCCCUGGAGAGCUGCUGGUCUGCCCAUCUGCACCCUCGGAGGAACCAUCCAGUUCUCAAAAAUAGAGCGAGACAACAAGGCACGGCCACGAUAGUCUUCUUGUGACUUUUUACCCAUGUCAUGGCAGGAGGGUAUAAGCGUGUGCGCACCACAGACCACGACAAGAUAUUGUAUUGUUUGCGCGCUAGCGUACUUACACUUUUGAGUGCUAAGUAGAAGUACACUGCAGUACACUGUCAGUACUUGGACGUUGCCUGCAAAACGCUCAAAAGUGUGCAUCGUCUCAUACGUCAAUAGUCGCUAUCUUGGUUACGUAACCAAAGGGGAGGGAUUAACUAGAGUGGUUGCAAGUCACCUUUCAAAGGGGGAGGAAAAGUAAAUAUUGUGACGUUCACGACAGUAUUUGCUUUAGGAAAUAAAUAUACUGUCAAAACUUGUGCAUUCAACUUUAAAAUAGAAUACUUCAAUAUGUAUACUGUACACUUAGUUGUUAGGUGUGAAUUUUGACAGUAUUGUGUUUUCCCAAAUGAGUUAGUGCCUAAAACAGGGGUGUCAAACUCAUUUUAGCUGAGGGGCCACGUAGAGGAAAAUCAAUUCCCUGCCGGGUUGGUAAAAUCAUGUCAUGAUAACUUAAAAAUAAAGACAACUUCGGAUUGUUUUCUUUGUUUAAAAAUAAUACAAGCACAAUCUGAAAACAUAAUGUUGUUGUUUUUUUACACUUACUAGUUGUUGCCCUUGUUGUUCAUCUUCAUUUGUUGUGAUUUAUAAUUUCUGAAUAAAUGAUGCGAUAAUAUACAUCAGUAAAAUAGGUGUGAAUUUGGCAGUUUUAAAAUGCUCUCAUUGGUGUAAAAUUUUAAUCUAUCAAAAAAUU